Molecule: messenger RNA, 1236 nt
Organism: Dreissena polymorpha
Lineage: Eukaryota; Metazoa; Mollusca; Bivalvia; Myida; Dreissenidae
Exons: 9
Coding region: 1-921 (306 amino acids)
Source: RefSeq, a predicted model, not a curated record
AUGGUACUUGGCUACAGGCACAUCUUGUUUCAAGAACAUACAAGAAAGGGCAAGCUUAAAGGCAUCACAAAGGCCAAGCGGUCAGAGAAUGGACUCAGCUACAAGCACAUCUUGUUUCAAAAACAGACAAGAAAGGGCAAGCUUAAGGAUAAGGCUGGUAAUGAAGGUGAUGGUGACAAAGAAGCUUGCUCUGAACCUUUAAGUUCUAACGCACUGUUAGAAAAAAAGGACACAUCUUCACGCACAUCUGGUUACAAGUACAGAGAAGAAAGGGCAUGUAAUGAAGGUGGUGGUGACGAAGAAGCUUGCUCUGAACCUGUAAGUUCCAACGCACUGUUAGAAAAGGACACAUCUUCACGCACAUCUGGUGUCAAGUACAGAGAAGAAAGGGCGAGCGUAAGGGGUAAUGAAGGUGGUGGUGACGAAGAAGCUUGCUCUGAACCUUUAAGUUCCAAUGCACUGUUAGAAAAGGACACAUCUUCACGCACAUCUGGUUACAAGUACAGAGAAGAAAGGGCGAGCGUAAGUGGUAAUGAAGGUGGUGGUGACGAAGAAGCUUGCUCUGAACCUUUAAGUUCCAAUGCACUGUUAGAAAAGGACAAAUCUUCACGCACAUCUGGUUACAAGUACAGAGAAGAAAGGGCGAGCGUAAGUGACCCUGAAUCUUCUGACACAGACCAUGAUGUGCCAGUAAGACAACCACAUGCAAAACCUGGGCCGUCCACAACUGUAACCAUGUCGGGUCAUCCCAAGAGGCUUCAGAAACUCGGUGAAGACCAGAGUCAUCUUUUGAAGACGCUGUUCAAAACGAAUAUUGCGUUGAGGAAGGAGCUUAAGCGUGAAGACUGUGAAAGAGUAAUGCAAAAAUAUGAAAUUCUACACGGAUUGUCAUGGAAAAAAAUUAAAAAACACGAUUCAUAACUGGAUUACUGCUGAAAAGUGAAAACAAAAAUGAUUUUAUAGCUUUUUAGCCCACCUGCGCACAAUGUUCUCAUGGUGAGCUUUUGUGAUCGCUUUUAGCCCGUUGUCCAUCUUGUGGCAUCAACAUUUGCCUUGUUAAUAUUCUAGAGGUCACAUUAAUUGUCCGAUCUUCAUGAAAUUUUAUUUGACGAUUUGUCCCAAUGAUAUCUUGGAAAAGAUUACAAAUGGUUUCGGUUGGUUGAAAAACAAUAAUUUACACGCCAUAUACUCCAUACUUAAAUCAAUAUUGUUAUAUGCAAAGCAGCAAUGCUUAAA